Messenger RNA from Staurois parvus, 449 nucleotides. The record is from the annotation of a GenBank genome assembly. NCBI's taxonomy places the organism in Eukaryota, Metazoa, Chordata, Amphibia, Anura, Ranidae.
GUCCUCCCAUUCUAGCUGUGCAUGCGUGGCUCCCGGAGCGCGCAGCACGGCGAUCAGUGCUGACAGCUCAGGGGACAUGUACACAGAUCAUCAGGGCACUGAUGAUCAGUGUGCCCUGAUGAUCUGUGUAGCCCCAGCAGCACCACCUGUCAGUGUCCAUCAGUCCCAGCUCUCAGUGCUCAUCCAUGCCACCUGCCAGUGCCCAUCAGUGCCACAUUUCAGUGCCCAUCCGUGCCACAUAUCAGUGCCCAUCUGAGCUGCCUUUCAGUGUCACCCAUCAGUGCCACCUAUCAAUGCCAGUCAGUGCCACCUAUCAGUGCUGCCAAUCAGUGCCACCUAUAAGUGCCAGUCAGUGCCGCCUAUUAGUGUGCAUCAGUGCCGCCUAUCAGUGCCCGCCAGUGCUGCCUAUCAGUGCCAGUCAGUGUCGCCUAUCAGUGCCGCCUAUCAGU